Ochlerotatus camptorhynchus is the source of this 2043-nucleotide messenger RNA. It is a transcript of the gene Ada3, whose product is annotated as transcriptional adaptor 3. Gene Ontology annotation, molecular function: transcription coactivator activity. The record is from RefSeq and is a predicted model, not a curated record. Gene Ontology annotation, cellular component: SAGA complex. Gene Ontology annotation, biological process: regulation of transcription by RNA polymerase II. Bases 355 to 1845 code for a protein of 496 amino acids. Lineage: Eukaryota; Metazoa; Arthropoda; Insecta; Diptera; Culicidae. The transcript has 4 exons.
UUUUGUGUGCAAAUAUCUGGAAAAUUCCCGUAUUACUAGUGAAAUAAGUUCUCAUUACAGUUUCAGAAAGUAAAAGUGUGCUGCAAGAUGUGCUAGAAGAUAACACAAAAUUCAAUUUGAAAAUCGAUUUUUCACUACUGUAGCGGGCAAGCUGACGCAUCUAGGUGACAGCUUUGUUCCCGAUUUAGCAUCCUGCGAUUAUAUUUGUGACAUCGCUCAAUCAGCUGUGCGACGAAUGCACACACUUGCACACAUUGUUUGAGUAUCGUGGCAAAUAUUUAUAAACAAACCGUGACGGCCAGCGCCUGUUUCUAUUUAUCAUUUACCUUCAAGAGGUCAGCGUAAGGUGCCAAAAUGGCUGAUAAGAGCCUUGCGAAGCGCUUAUCACUUUCAUCUUCGUCGAAAAAUCGAAUGGGUCACCCGUCUGCCAGUGGUGGGCUUGCUGGACUAGGCGCAGCAGCAUCAGCCGUGCCAUCGGGGUCAAAACUACCUUCGGCAAAAGCACUAGCUUCCGUUGCGGGUACGGGAGUACCCUCACCCGGAUCACCCGGAGAAGUUCCAUUGGUUCCGUAUAUUAAAACAACAGAUAACGGAAAGGUAUUGCCCAAGUAUACUGCUGCAUUAUCAAGCACAACGGAAGAUUUGGUACCGGCAGAAGAUUUGGACAUGAUUCAGUUGGAAUUGGAACUGCUACUUUCUACCGUUGCUUUGCGCUAUCGCGUAUUGAAAAGUGAAAUCGAGACAAUCGACAAAGCGGACGAACGUCGUGAAAGGAAGGGCAAAUUUAUUGAUAAAGCUCCAAGCUCACCAGGCAAAAAGAAACGUCUGGAAGAUAAACAGAAAUUGCGUGAAAGCGCGGGAAAGCUUUUUGGUCAUCACAUGAAACUGUCCAAGAUUAAAAAUAUGUCAUCAUUAAUACCACCUUCGCCGGCUCCAUCGCAGAACACUGACGACAGUAGCGAUGCAGUUCCAUUCCUGCCACCAAACCAUCAUAUUCAACAUAUCAUUUCCGAUAACAACAAACUCUUGCUAGCGAAGAACGAUACUCCGAAUAAAUUUUGGAUGUCUGCCGAGCCAUACUGCAUGCCAAUUACCCAUGAAGAUUUGAAAUUGCUGGAUGAUUUGCUGGAGGAGUAUUCGGGACCGUUGAUUCCACCGAUCCCGGAGUUGGGUCCACAUUACAGCACUCAGUGGGCUGCGGAUGACAUCAAGGAGGAGCAGGAUUCGAGUUCUAAGAAAGGAAAGGGACUGACAAACGGAGAUAUUGGAAAAAAGGAGAAAGUUAUGGGUGAAGGAAUCACCGGUCCGCUGACUCAGCGUCUGGUAUCGGCUUUGAUGGAGGAAAAUUUGCUUCCUGAUUGUAAUAGUACCAGCAACGAAAACAGCAACAGUAGCUCAGAUGUGGGACACAGUAACUCUAGAAGCGCAGUUUCAUUGCUAAAGAAUGGUAUUAGUAUUGAGCGCCGUUUGCGCAAAGAACUGAUCGAACAGGGAAUUCUCGACGACGACGAUAUGCCCAAGAGUCAACAGGAUGACGAAAUUUUGUCGGAAAUCAAUCGCGUUCGCACGGAGAUUGCAGUGAUAGCGGAGUACAAUUCGAACGAGAUUCGAAAGUUACAAUCGAUGGCGAAGGACGAGAUGAAGCGAAUCGAGGUCAAGAGGAAACUAGAUCGAGUUGAUCAAGAUAUCAUCGAAUGCUACAAAAAGAUCAUGGCUGCCAGGCUGAAACGCCGCCCGCUCACAAAGCAGGAACGGGACGAUGCAUAUCGUCUUGCGGAGGAGCAGAAGCGUUUAUCCGAUCAGCUGGAACUAAUGCCAGUGCAUGGACCGUUCGCUAACAAUUAAACAAUUUGGUGCAUUUGAUGUUGUCGACUUUUCUUAGUAAGGUAAGUAACCUGUUCGUAAAUGGUAAAAUUCUCAAACUUCAAUCGUCGUUAAUAGCGAUAGAAUGUCAUACGUGAAUCGUUAAAUUUAGAAUUUUUCAUAACUCAAUACGAUUGAGAGAUCAAAGCAAAUAAAGAUAACUGUUUUACUCCGGGAAAU